AAAGAGGAGAGGAACAAACAAACAAACAAACAAACAAACAAAAACGUUCUCUACCAAGGUCACCAAGAGGGGCUAGAUUGACCUUCGCGAUGGUGACCUCCGGGGGUGUCACCUUGACCUGACCCCCCUACCCCCACCCCCUUGGACCCCCCCUCCAUCCCUUCCCCUUCAUCACCAUUCCCCGUGAGAGCUGAUGAUGGUGAUGAUGAUUGUUACCUGAGGAGUGUGAGGACAGUUCAUCUUGGACGCUGAAUAAACUCAAGAAAGGAAAAAAAAGAAAAUUUGGUAAAUGAAUGAAUUAAUAGAUAAGGAAAGUAAAAAGGGAAAGUCAUUAUCAGGACAGUAAAAGAAAAGGUUGAAAAAUAAGAAGACAAGAAGAAAAAAGAAGAGAAAAGAGAGAUAAAAGGGGAAAGGAGACAAACACAAAAACUUAAACAAAAGGACAAAAAACACAAGGAAAAAAAGUAGAAAAGGAAAGGAAAGGAAAAUAGAAGAAAUAAAAGGAGAAAAGGAGAAAAGGAAAGGAAAGGAAAAUAGAAAAAAUAAAAGGAAAAAAGUAGAAAAGGAAAGGAAAGGAAAAUAGAAAAUAAUAGAAGUAGAAAUAAGAUUAGAAGAAAGGCGGAAAAUAAAGGAAAAUAAAAAACGAAAAAGGAAAACAAGGAAAAAGGGAGAAAAUACGAGAUAAAUAAAAAGAUAAAGUUGGAAAAUACGUAAAAAAGAGAAAAAUAAAACAAAAACACGAAAAAUAAAAGAAGUAGAAAAUUACAAGAAACAAAAAAGCGGAAAAUAUAAAAAAAAGAAAACAGGAAAAGACAAAGAAAACACACACACACACACACACACACACACACACACACACACACACACACACACACACACCAUAAGCUGAUUCCGGGGCAGUAAGAAGCCAAACCAACCUACAGAAAAAGAGGAAGAAGAAGAGGAAGACAACGAAGAAGAGGAAGACAACGAAGAAGAGGAAGACAACGAAGAAGAGGAACACGACGAAGGAGGUGACGUCGGGGCGCAAAUAAGAAAACUUCAUUACAAGACGAAUCGUGCAGUGAACAUUGAAAGAGUGACUUGAGUGAGUGUUAUUAAGGCGGAAAGGUCACUAGGAAGGAUGUUUGAAGAAGAAGGAAAGAAAUUAUAUCAGGAAAACUAUUAUGUGGAGAAAGAGAAGUGACGGACAGAAAAAGAAAUAGUGAAAGAUAAUAGAACAAGAAGGAACAAAAAAAUAUACUUAGAAACGAACAGGAGAAUUGAAGGAAAAUUAUAAGUAUAGAAAAACAGGAAAGAAAUACAGAAAAGUGAAGGAAAGUUAAAAGUUAAGAAAAACAGGAAAAAACAGAAAAGUGAAGGAAAGUUAAAAGGAAUAAAAAAAAAAACUUAGUGAAAUAAAAUAGAAAGUAAAAAGAAAAUAGAAAAGGACAUAGAGAGGAAAUUUAAAGGGAAACUAAUCAUAUAAACAAACAAACUCGUGAAGUGAAGGAAAGAUUAAAGUAAAACAACAACAACAACAACAACAACAACAGAGACAAACUUGCACACACACCAUCAUAGAAAACGGGGAACAGGUUGACUCCCAUAACUUUGAACGGGUGACUCAAAGAAAAAGAAAAUCAUCAACAAAAAAGAAAAAAAACAACGAACAACAGAAGAAACAGUGAUACAGAAAACUCGAAAAGACACUUAAAUAGAAAACGGAGAACAGGAGACGCUAGAACCAAACAGUGGAGGGAUAACUCGAAAGAAAAAGGAAAACAAACAAAAAAUAACAAAAACAAAAAAAUAUAGAAGCAGAAACCGAAGAAAACGUAAAGACAUUCAACAGAAAACGUGAAUAACAAAGAAAACGGACACGAGGGUAACAAAUAGACCCAAAUUCAAGGGGUGACUAUCCUACAUACACACACACACCAUGGCCCCACCCACGCCCACACACCGCAGAACGCCCCCCACCACCGCCCCAUCCACGCCCACAGAGCCUAAGGGGGGCGUGUGGUGGACGAGGGGCAGGAGCAGCGGUGCCAAGUGUUGCAGUGUUUUGGGCAGAGAGUGUUUCGUCGUGGUCAUCCUCACCUUCUCUCUCCUGUCCGGUGUGUGCGCGGGGCAGCCUGACUUCGCCGCGCCCCUCAACAAUGUCUCCGUACCCGUGGGGAGGGACGCGACCUUCUCCUGCGUCGUCAAUGACCUCGGGGGUUAUAGGGUCGGAGGCGGCCGGAACGAGGCACUUCAGGUCGGGUGGGUGAAAGCGGAUACCAAGGCCAUCCAAGCUAUCCACAAGCACGUCAUCACCCACAACUCCCGCGUCUCCGUCAGCCACUCCGACCACAACACCUGGAUGCUACAUAUUCGGGGGGUGCAGGAGGAAGACAGAGGACCUUACAUGUGCCAGAUAAACACAGACCCCAUGCGAUCUCAGAUCGGGCACUUGGAGGUCACUGUGCCGCCCGAGAUCCUUGACGCCACCUCCUCCUCCGACGUGAUGGUGCCGGAGGGGUCGAACGCGGCUCUGUCCUGCACGGCGCGCGGUUACCCACGGCCCAGCAUCACGUGGAUCAGGGAAGACAAGAAGCCGCUCUCUCUCAGGACCAACGACGUAGCCAAGCCCAAGGAGAAGCACAUGAGCUUCGAGGGCGCGGUGCUGAACCUGACGCAGAUCACGCGCUCGGACAUGGGGCCCUACCUGUGCAUCGCCAACAACCAGGUGCCCCCGCCCGUCAGUAAGCGGAUCAUCGUGCAAGUCACCUUCCGCCCGGUGAUCCACGUACCCAACCAGCUGAUCGGCGUCCCCCUGGGCAGCACGGCGACCCUCGUGUGCAACCUGGAGGCCUCCCCCAAGUCCAUACAGUACUGGACCAGGGACUCAGGCGAGAUGAUCAUCACCAACAACGAUUACCAGGUCUCCGAGAAGCUCACCAACUACUACAUGACCACCAUGACGCUCAACAUCACCGCCUUCCAGCGCCAGCACGCCGGCGUCUACCUCUGCACCGCCAAGAACUCGCUAGGGGAGACGCAGGGGCGGAUCGAGGUCUACGAGAUCGACAUCGCCACGCCGCCACCGGAGGAAGAAGAGGAAGAGAAGGAGGUGGAGGAGGAGGCGGAGGCGGAGGAGGACGGGGCGGAUGGGGGGCGGGGCACUCACACCACGGGGCGGGGCCAGGAGAUGAAUAACGAGGUGGGGUACGGGGGGGAGGGGGGGCGGAACGGACACCUCCCCCGCCCCCAUGACCCCCCGAACCGCUACCAGGAGGGGGGUCGGAGGGGUCACGGGGCCCCCAACACCAGGCCGAACCUCCGCGGGGGGAAAGCGAAGGACUCCAGCAGACGAUUCCCCCAUGGUGAGGACGCCGCGCCCCGCCCCACCAGGAACCCGUGGUGGGGAGAGGAGUCCAGCGCCCCCUCCCCCCGGUUCUCGCCCCCCGUGGCUCUCCUGGGGGUGGCUCUGUGCCUUGGCCUUGCCGCCCCCCCUGGAGUGGUGGGCUGAGGCCGUGAGUCUGGCAGCGUGGCGAAGCAUAUCACUGUUGUUGUUUUUCUUUGUUGUAUAUAGUGCGUGUGUGUGUGUAUGUGUAUGUGUGUGUGUGUGUGUGUGUUCGUGUGUGUGUGUGUGUGUGUGUGUGUGUUCGUGUGUGUGUGUGUGUGUGUUUAUGUGUGUGUGUGUGUGUGUGUGUGUGUGUUCGUGUGUGUGUGUGUGUGUGUGUGUGUGUGUGUGUGUUUAUCCGUGUUUGUAUAAUGGGCAAGAGAGAGAGAGAGAGAGAGAGAGAAUGAAUUAUAGAAAAGAAACGGUGUGUGUGUGUGUGUGUGUGUGUGUGUGUGUGUGUGUGUGUGUGCUUGUAUAAUAUAUGUGUAUGAAAGAGAAAAUUAAUACAAUAGAAAAAAAAUGUGUAGUGUAUGUGUGUGUGUGUGUGUGUGUGAGUGUGAGUGUGAGUGUGUGUGUGUAUGUGUCAAUAGUGUUCUCAUCACCCCAACAUAGUCUAGAACACAUAUUUAACCCCCCACCCCCCACCAUCACCCCCCCUCAUCUCCCCCUCCCCCUCCCCCUCACACCAGUACUGGGGGGAGGGGGGAGAAGGGAGGAUAUAACAUACCUCUUCCCGUUCCCCUCUUAUCCCCCUCCUCCCACAUCCCCCUUCUCCCCCUCCCCCUCCCAUAUAGAGCUCAUUAAUAGGGGUAGAAGGGGGGAGGGGGAGGGGGGCAGCAUACCUACCCCCCCCCCUUCAUAUCAGGUUAAUAUACACCUCCUCCUCCUCCUCCUCCUCCUCUUCCUCCUCCUCCUCCUCCUCCUCCAUCAUACAGACAAUUGGCUUAGUAAACACUGAUUAUACGUACAUGUGUGUAAGUAUAUAUACAUACAUACAUACACACAUACAUACACAAACACACACGUAUAUUAGUACACACUGCAUGCCUACACACACACACACACACACACACACACACACAGACACAGACACACACACAAACAUAACCUACAUAUCGUUUUUGUAACAAGGUCGUCCCCGGGUCUUCUAGUUGUUAUAUAAAUGAAUGCUACACGUAACUAUAAAGAUAAAUAUACUAAAUAACGGACUAAAUACAUACAUGAACUAAACAGCUAAAAUAAAUAAAUAAAUAUAUAUGGAGAGACACUUUCCACGGAG
Eriocheir sinensis (Chinese mitten crab) is the source of this 4646-nucleotide messenger RNA. Its product is annotated as lachesin-like. Lineage: Eukaryota; Metazoa; Arthropoda; Malacostraca; Decapoda; Varunidae. Gene Ontology annotation, cellular component: neuron projection. The record is from RefSeq and is a predicted model, not a curated record. The transcript has 11 exons. The coding region runs from base 1922 to 3493 and encodes 523 amino acids.